Messenger RNA from Neurospora hispaniola, 855 nucleotides. RefSeq lists its product as uncharacterized. The record is from RefSeq and is a predicted model, not a curated record. The transcript is spliced from 4 exons. NCBI's taxonomy places the organism in Eukaryota, Fungi, Ascomycota, Sordariomycetes, Sordariales, Sordariaceae. Gene Ontology annotation, molecular function: oxidoreductase activity. The coding region runs from base 1 to 855 and encodes 284 amino acids.
AUGGAGACCGAAAAGCCAGCACGACAUGACCUGAUUACAACGAUCAAUUACUACAAAGACCUAGGAGACGGGAGUGCUCCAACACCGGUCUACGUUGGGAAGGACCAAGUCACUAACAAGCGACUCAUGCUGCCUGUCACCACCACCGUUACCGACGUGACGGGGGAUGACGUUGAGAAGAGCUUCACGCUUGAUCAAAACGGGUUUCAGUACCUGAAGCACGUUAGCGAGUUGGCGCGAGAGGAAUUCGCGGACGAAGAGAAGAUCCAAAGGGAGUAUUUCGCCGAUUGCGAGGGAUUCCUGAAGGAGGUCACCGGUGCAUCCCGCGUCUUCGCCUUUGACCAUCGGGUCCGCCGCGGCCCUUCCGACUGGCAUGAGAUUCCCGCGUACAACGUGCGGCACCGGGGCCCGCUGCACCGCGCACACGUGGACCAGUCAUACGCCGGAGCGGAGAUGGUGUUGCGGGAGAAGGUACCCAAUCCGGACGAAGUGGGAACACUGAUGCAGAGAAGAUGGGGAAUUGUUAAUAUCUGGCGGCCCAUCAAGCCCAUCCACAAAGACCCUCUAGCCCUCUGCGACGCCCGUACCGUGUCCGAUGCCGACCUCGUUCCGGCAUCUAUCAUUCUCAAAGGCGGACAGCGCAGGGAGUCUUGGACGGUCAAGGCCAACCUAGAACAUCGGUGGUACUUCAAGUACCAACAACAGCCGGACGAGGUGGUGCUGAUCAAGUGCUUUGAUAGCGACAGUUCCCCAGGGAUGGCGAGGAGGGCACCGCAUUGCGCCGUUGAGGAUCCAGAUGCUAGAGAGAAGGAUUGGAGGGAGAGCGUUGAAGUUCGGUGUCUCGUUUUCUGGUGA